AUGCCAGGCCCAGCCGAGGCACAUCCCCAGCGUCAGUGCCAUCUGAUCCUGACCGGCACACCCCCCUCUCUCCUCCCUUGCUGGGAUCUGGGUUUCCACGGCAACAGGAUUAAAGGCUGGAAUAUCACUGUUUAUUCUUCUGCCUGUGCCAGGAAAUGAGAGGCCUUCGCGCUCCCUUUGCUCCCCGACUGCCAUCUAGGGGGUAGUAUUCAUGGAAACGGUUGGGUAGGGGCCUGGCUGUUCCAUGAAAAUGAAGUGAUUAAUUGGCAAGGGGGAAAGGAGGAGGAGGAGGAGGGAGAAAAUGAAGCUGCCAAUCUGAGGAGAGAGUCGGGUGGGGUGCCCUCAAUUUGUAGGUCCCUCGGAGGGGACUCUGCAUGGUACAUGUGAGAAGCAGUCUCUUACUGCCGGCCUGCAUCUUCCAGGGAGCAGGCCACAAUACAUACACUGUUCCAUCUGCUAAACAAAAAUGCCCUUUUUGAACCUACAAGAUUCCCCCCAAAAGACAUUCACCGUAAUCAUUAAGAACCACCAAAGCGGGGAGAGUCGUUCCCACUCCAGCCUGCCGGGUUCCUUGACUUGGAGAAUGCAAACUUUGUGCUCUGUGCGCAACAUACCAGUCCUGUCUCACCAAAUUAGUCGCAAUUGCCUGGAAUUUAUUUUCUCUCCCCCAGCCCAGAAUCGCGUGUCCCCUCAGCUGCUACGCUUCCCUUUUGCUUCAGGACCCAACACACUGCUGCAAUCAGCUGCUGAUUCAAAAAGUCCGGGAAGCUUUGUGAGUGCCUUUCGUUUCUUGGAACGUCCCCCAGUCAGCAAUGACGUGCUGGAGGAGCAGCAAACCUUUAAGCAGAAGUUUCACAAGCCUCAUGCUUUCCCCAGAAAUGUCUCCUGCAUCAUAUAGGGAAAUGUGUCGGUGAAUGUGUCAGUAAGUCGCAGUUCCCUUCCUUACUUCUUUACCAGCUCUGGGAACAAAGAGAAUUUGAGUCGUAAUGGUGAGAGUUUUCUUGAUGGGGGGGGUGGCAAGUAUAGCAGCUCAGCUGAACAGAGAAAUUAGUAUUUGGGCCUGGUUUCGCUGGCAGGAAAUACCCUGUUCCAACAGGAAAAGUACCUCUACCAAAUGCAGGAUGCACAGCCCUUAUCUAGCGCUUUACACAAUUAACCAGUUCCUGUCGCUCAACGUUCUGAGAAAGUAAAACAGAAACUUUCCAGAAUUAUACCUGAUUAUUUGGCAGCCCUUUUGAACAUUAAAAAAGUGGGUCUCGAUUCAUUCAACCCAAUUGCAUGCAAAUUAGAUUGCAAAUCCAAUAGAACAAGGAGAAAGUUGCCGCAUGUACAGAACUUAAUCAUACACUCAUUACUCAUUCUCUACCUUACCCCAUACUGAGAUUUUGCAAAAUUCAUAUUAGCUCUCAUGCUCUGCCUUAUUUGGGUGAAGAUUAUGUUGUGUGAUCAUCUGAAAAGAACAAAUGAGCUCUGCUUUGGUUGAUAAGGCUGUCAUAUUGAAGGGAGUGGUGGAGGGGGUAGAGUCAGGUUGCUGAUGAGAAAAAGGAGCCUUACCCAUGGAAUGCAUAGUAGCAGCAAGGUGUGGAGAAGUUCUUCAGCUUUUCCAGAUGUGUGGCCAGAAAAGGGUUGGCAUUUUGACAGUUUUGAUUCUUCUCUUCACAGAGGUUUAUAAAAGGGCCAUUACUAAAUGACUGCCAAUUUGCUUUAAUAGAAAAAGGGGCCUUGGUCAUAAUGUUUGAAUUUAAAAUGCUUCUGAAUCAACAGAGGGGCAGUUGUUGCAAAACAAAAACAAAACCCCCCAUCACACAUCAUGGGUAAUUCAGAAAAAGGCUGUUUCAGAUAAAUCAGAGGCAUGCAUCAAUGACACAAACAAGGUAGUGUUCUCGCUACAGCAGGGAUAGCCAACAUGGUGACCUCCAUAUGUUGUUAGACUACAGCUCCCAUCAGCUUCAGUCAGCAUGGCCAGUGGUCAGGGAUGAUAGGAGUUGCAGUCUGAAGGGCACCCCAUUAGUUACCUCUGAUCUAGAGAAUAUGACAAUAAUGAAAAGAUGUAUAUUUUGAUAUAUUUAUCAUAUACAAGUUAUACAUUAAUGGGUAAAUUCCCUAUAGACACCUACUACAGCUUUGUUAGCAGGCUGGAUAACCUCAGUUGGUUAGAGCAUGGUGCUGAUAAUACCAAGGUUGCAGGGUCAAUCCCCAUAAAGGACAGCUGCAUAUUCCUGCAUUGCAGGAGGUGGACUAGAUGAUCCUCAGGGUCCCUUCCAAACCUAGGAUUCUAUGAUUAAUGAGCUGCAUUUUCUAUGGUUUAGGUUAGGAUAUAAGAGGUGGAUUUAAGGCAGCACUGGGCGCCAAACCUAGGGGGCACCGCAGGGCACCACAACUGUAACAGUGAAUUGAACAGAAUGGAUAGGCGGGGGAGGAGGGGCAGGGAGAGCAAAUUUUGGGCCUUGCACAAGGUGCUGCUGAAUUUUUAAAGACCAAAGACUGCCCCUAAAAGGGUCACCACACACCCCAAAGGGCAACUACUAAAACUGACUUAACAGAUGUUAACCAAAUGAAAGGAUUCUUAAGACUAUAUCCAAGACUGCCCAUGGGACACAUAAUUUCUCAAGAGCUUCAUACAUCAGUUUCACAAUGCAGAGCAGUGGCUGUCAACUUUUCCAGAUCUGACACACACUUCAACCUGCACCUGUAACGAGAGGCUUUGCUUGCUCAUUUAUUUAUUUUGCUUUUCCUUCCAACAGACUUUCUCCUUUCCUAUUUCUUCCUCCUUUCUCUAUCACUUGCUUUUUUCCUUCUCCUUCUUCCUCACAGAACUGUAUGAUAUUCUGCUGCCCUGCUAAUGCAUCUGUACUCUAGUCCGCAAAUGUUUAUGCCACGCAAUAAACUUCUUAGCCUUUAAGGUGCUGUGAGAGGCUUGCUUGUCCGCAUAAUGUAACCUGACCAGGAUGCAAGCUGUGCAUGAUAUCAGUGUGCAUGCAGAUUGCUAUAUUCUCUGGCAUUUAUUAGAAUACACCUGUGAGAAAGUGCAACACACCCUGUCAAGAUCACUGUGUUGGUAUAUGGGAGUUUGGUUCUCCUUAAGUGUUAAAUUAUACUUUUCUAUAGGUGUUCCUUUGGAAACAGUGCUGGCUGCUACGCCCUUUUAAUUCUUUCUCAACCUGCAUACUUGUAAAACAAACUUCUCUUUUCAAUCACCAGUGUGCUUUUCUUCAAAAGACACUGACCCUGCAAACAUUGCCCUGAGUUUCCCAUGAAUCCGGGGACAGAGAACAAAACCAUUUUCAACACACAUGCAGUUGGAGGAGUGGUGGGUGGAGUUUAGCAGCAACAUCACAAGAUCAGACAGCACAAGAAAUUCAUUACAACUACUACUUCUGGCUGACUAGAACAUCAUGUGGCAGCACUGUUUGUCAUUCAUUUAAUCCAGAAGUUUUCAACCUUUUUCAGUCCAAAGAUCCCUUGACAUUCUUUCUGCAGUACCCCUGUGGGACUCAGGAGCCCAGUAAUGUCACCCCUUGCCUGCAGUGCUGGCAGCCUCUCACACUUUUUCGAACACCCUCCCUUGUGGAGUGUUCCCUCAGCCUUUUCUCCUCUCCCUUCUUCUUGGGAGUCCUCCAGGCAGCUGCUGCUUGCCCCCUCCUCCAAGAGAAGUGCCUCUUCACACUGCCCCACAGGGGCCUGGGACUUGUCUGUCCAUUCCCAACAGCAAGGGCUAGUGGACUGGCUGGCUGGGCUCCCUUGCCCACUUGCUUGCUUACUCCGAGGCCACCUCAGUUCCUGGCAGCCAGCACCCCAUGGCCAGCCCCAGAGGCACCAUUUGCCUGGGGAGCUCAUAGCCAGGGCUGUGCAACAAACAGCUGUGCAAGCCUUUUGUUAUGUACUGAUGUUCUCACCCUGUGCCAGCAGGGGGAUACUGUAGACAGUUAUGCAAAUGAAGGAUCGAAAGUGACGUUCAGUGAUUGGAUAGUUUGUAUGCAAAUGAAGGAUCGAAAAGUGAUGUUCUGUGAUUGGAUAGUUUUAGAAAGUUGCAACAGUUACAAUUGUUCUGGAGCUCUAUAUAAGCAGGCUGACUGAGCUCCUCAGUUAGUUCUGUUCCAGCUUACAAAUAAAGAGCUGCUUUGGAAGAAUCGCUGUGUCAUCUGAUAUGUUCGCCCACAACUUAACACCUUUGGAGGCAGAGACAGGAGAUGGCAUCAGAGGAGGGAGGGAAGGAAAGAGGGACAGAGGCCAGUGUUGCCCACGGUACACCUGACCAUCAUUCAAGGCACCUAAGGGCACACUGGUUGAAAACCACUGAUUUAAUCCAUCAUGAUGCAGGAAGCUUUCUGCAAUCUCCCUCCACCCACCUCCAAAUGUAGGGAACUUUUUGACAUUUUCUUCAUAAACUGGGAUGCAGUGCUUUGUCAAUUAAUCUGUUAAAUUAAGAAUCUUUGUAUCUAUUUAAAAUGUCUCCCUGAAGAAUCAGGGUGCAGAUACUUUUUAAGGAAACUUUUCAUGCAAGUACAGUACAGUCAUACCUUGGAAGUCGAAUGGAAUCCGUUCUGGAAGUCCGUUCGACUUCCAAAACCAAAUUGCAGCUUCUGGUUGGCUGCAGGAAGCUCCUGCAGCCAAUCAGAAACCGUGGAAGCCCCAUCGGACGUUCGGGUUCCAAAAGCACGUUCACAAACCGGAACAAUCACUUCCGGGUUUGUGGCGUUCGGGAGCCAAAAUGUCCGAGUUCCAGGGCGUUCGACAACCAAGGUACGACUGUACAUACCAAAAUCUAAGGUGAAAGAAGAAUUUCCCCUUUUCUCUUGCAAAGGAGGGAAUGCUACUUCUGAGAUGUGAGACAAAUAUGUGUGUUUCCCUGAUUGGAAAUAAUUGCUUCCCCAUAGGACCAGCUUAAACAAAGAAUCUAUCAAACAUGUGGAGAAAGUUGUGUGAAUUCGUUCUGCUUCUCCAGAGUGAACAAAUCCUUUCUACAGCUGCUAACAGCAACACUAUUCUGA
Molecule: messenger RNA, 4991 nt
Organism: Podarcis lilfordi (Lilford's wall lizard)
Lineage: Eukaryota; Metazoa; Chordata; Lepidosauria; Squamata; Lacertidae
Source: the annotation of a GenBank genome assembly